Poecilia reticulata (guppy) is the source of this 2839-nucleotide messenger RNA. RefSeq names its product uridine phosphorylase 1 (gene upp1). Lineage: Eukaryota; Metazoa; Chordata; Actinopteri; Cyprinodontiformes; Poeciliidae. Gene Ontology annotation, molecular function: uridine phosphorylase activity. Gene Ontology annotation, cellular component: cytosol; cytoplasm. Gene Ontology annotation, biological process: uridine catabolic process; nucleotide catabolic process. The record is from RefSeq and is a predicted model, not a curated record.
GUGCAUGCAUGAAAGCUUUCCCCUUUUGCCUUUGAAAUUAUAAUAGACUGUUCUCUGAAGUCUUUGUCUAUAAUAUCACCUCUGAAGCAAAACAGCCCUGAGACAAGUUGAAUAACUAACCCUUCAAAGAUGGCUGUUGGUGAAUAUGAGGAGUAUUUUGUUGUUUAUGGACAUUAUUACAAAGUCUCAUCGGAAUAUAUUGGAAUCCCAUUGAUUGUGGCAAAAUACUUUCUGAACUGAAAAAAAUCUAGCUAAACCAGAUAGUUCAGCUCUAAACAACUCCUAUGUUUGUAUCUCCAACAUCUUUAACUAUAUUUGACCACCUUUUAUUAUUUAGUGUCAUCAUUUCUCAUAGAAAUAAUUUCUCCAUAACAGAAAACACGUUUUUCAUUGUGUUAUUCUGUUUUAUUUCUCAAAAACACAAUUAACUUGCACCACGAAUUAUGUUUGGUAAUUGUAAGCAAAUUGACAUACUCAUUAGAAGUCUUACAGUCUUGUUUGGGGCUUUUCCACUUUGCAGGUUCCUGUAAUACAGGGUCAUUGCGCAUAUGUAGUUUAUCACUUCUGUACGUGACACGGAGCCAGUACCUCCCAGCCAAUGAGAACUAAUGUUUAAGGUGACGCAUCUCGUACGUCAUCACCAGUAUUUCAUGUCAACUGCGCCGGCGUCAGAUGUUGAGAGAGAAAUUAAUUUCUACAUAUCGGAGGAAACAGCAGUGAAGAUAAACCGUUCAAGGUGCAAAACCAAUUUGUUGAUUAUUUGGUACUUGUCAUCGUCCAACCGUUCAGUUAGUUCACCCUGAAGCUGAACAUUACUGUCUGAACUCAGCUUUUUUCCCCCAUGGACAUGGACCGGAAGGAAAAGCAAAAGGAGCAGUGCAGCAGCCCCAUUUAUGUACACAACCCACAUUUGGAUGCUCUGAAAGAUGACAUCCUCUAUCACUUCAGUCUAGGAACUGGAAGUCAUAACCUACCAGCCAUGUUUGGUGAUGUCAAAUUUGUGUGUGUCGGAGGGAGCCCAUGGAGGAUGAAGUCAUUCACCGAGUUCAUUGCAGCUGAGCUCGCAAUGGAAGACCCCAAAUCUGAGUAUCCCAACAUCUGCGCUGGGACGGAUCGUUACGCCAUGUACAAAGUCGGCCCUGUUCUCUCUGUCAGUCAUGGUAUGGGCAUUCCAUCUAUUGCGAUAAUGUUACACGAACUCAUAAAGCUCCUUCAUCAUGCCCAUUGCACCGACGUUACAAUCAUACGCAUAGGGACAUCAGGAGGAAUAGGACUUGAGCCUGGCACGGUUGUUGUUACCAAACAGUCAGUGGAUGCCACAUUCCAGCCUAAGUUUGAGCAGGUGAUCCUGGGAAAGACGGUGGUGCGCAGCACUGAUCUGGACCAAAGCCUGGCCCAGGAGCUGCUGCAGUGCAGCAAAAGGCUUAACCAGUUUGAGACAGUCAUCGGUAACACCAUGUGCACGCUGGAUUUUUAUGAAGGUCAAGCCCGCCUGGAUGGCGCCUUCUGCUCCUACACAGAGGCAGACAAACAGGAAUACCUCCUAAAGGCCAAAGAGGCGGAAGUCUGCAACAUCGAGAUGGAAUCAUCCGUUUUUGCUGCUAUGUGCAAACUGAGCGGUCUGCGAGCGGCUGUUGUCUGCGUCACACUGUUGGAUCGGCUGAAAGGAGAUCAGCUAAGCAGCUCUCAUGAAGUUCUUAACAAUUAUCAGCUUCGUCCUCAAAAACUGGUUGGCUCCUACAUUAAGCAGCAGCUGAAGGCCAAAGCAGAGAACAGAUGAAUGUUAAGAGUGAACAUUUUGUCUGAGUAUCAUAUAGGUUAUAAAAUGACCUAGCACUGAAAAUGAUCUACAACAGUAGAUUCAAGCUGCUGUUGUAGUUGAUAUGUCUUCACAUAAAUCAGUUUUUGAAGGGGCAAUAUUAUGUAUUUUCCACUAUGUGCCAUUUUAUAUCACAUGCAACCUUUAGUCAUAAAUGACGUAUAUGUCAAGCAAGGCUUAAAAGGAAUUUGACUUUGCAAAUUAACACCUUGAAAUUGUCUCUUUUAAGAGAAGUUUCUUCUCUCUCCGGCAUUCUGCCUUCAGCAAGUCAUGACAACAACUUUUCCCUAUUAAGCCUUUACCAAUGUUUUUACUAGCGUUUCACUCAGAAGUAGUUUUUCUUCCAGAGACCCGGCGAUUAGGCAACCGCACAUGGCUGCCAUUCAAGGAUUUCUCAAACAUGUAUGAAAGAAUCAAAGCAACACUCGUGGUUUACUUUUGAUUAUGUCAUUAUUGCAUAAAAUAAAGCUCAAAGUCAAUUUAUACAUAAUACAGCCCCUUUUAAAUUAUGCCUUGUAUUCAUACAUUGUUGGUGGUUUGGUGUUAAGGGGACACACAUGCACUGCUUUACUUUUUACCCUUAGUCUCAGUUUUGAAUUUGAUUUAACUGAACAAUGAAUGGAUGUAAAUGCUAAAGUUUUUAAUUAUCUUUGAUUUAAGGCACUUUUGUGUAUUUAAGUUUCUGAUCCUUAAAACUUGAACUCCACCUGUGCUUUAACAUAAUAUGUUUUAAUGGUUUUACCUAAAUACUCCUCCGUUAAGUGUCAACGUAAAUGAUACAGAUAUCAAAUAUUUUGUCCCAUGUUGUUUCAUUUAAAUGAACCAAAACACUUGUAUCUCGUCUAGACUGUUUAUUGUUCAUAAUCUCUGCCUUUGUUAUUUUCUAUAUAUAACUUAACAUUACACAGAUGCAACUUUUCAUAACUUGAAAUAACUACUGGUGCUAAAAAACUGCAUGUAAUAUAUAGAUUUUCUAUAUACAUACAUAUAAAUUAAAACAGUUGUUCUUGCAGUGUGACA